CCUCGCGCAUUGGCAGAGAACGCGUUAGACUUUCGAACGCAGUACGUACGCGAGCGUGUAUGUCUCAAUUAUUGAUGCAAAAGUUCCACGAUGGUUGACCAUAACGAGAGAUUGUUACAGGAGUUACAAACAAAAAGUGGAAACAAUGUUUGUGCCGAUUGUGGAGCCGACGACCCUGACUGGGCUUCAUACAACCUGGGCAUAUUCAUCUGCAUGCGUUGCGCCUCGAUCCACCGAGGCAUGGGCGCUCACAUCAGCAAAGUCAAACACCUCAAACUGGAUCGUUGGGAGGACUCACAAGUGCAGAGAAUGAGGGACAUAGGGAACAUCGUCGCGAGAAACAAGUAUGAGGAGCGCGUCCCGCCCUGCUAUAGGAGGCCUACGAAGAACGACCCACAAGUUUUAAUCGAGCAAUGGAUCCGCGCCAAGUACGAACGCGAGGAGUUCUGCCAUCCCGAACGCCAGAGCUACCUCUCCGGCACCAUGGAGGGGUUCCUCAUGAAGAGGGGAAAGGAGGACAACCGGUACCAGCUUAGGAAGUUUGUGCUCAAUGAGAGCGAAGACACACUCAAGUAUCACCACCCAUCAGACGGCUGUAGCCGAUCCGCGAGUUGUCUUGAUCAGUUUUUCUCUCGGCUCCGCGAUCGGAUCAAAAACUUUGGUCGCUCGAGGUACCACGUAAAAGAAAACAAAGAGCCAAAGGGAAUCCUAAAGCUGUCGGAGUUGAACGUCGCUUUUGCCCCCUCGAAAAUCGGCCAGAUGAAUUCCAUGCAACUUACAUUUAUGAAGGAUGGCACUACCAGACACAUAUAUGUCUAUCACGAGGACCCAGAAGUCAUCAACUGUUGGUACAUGGCAAUACGCUGCGCGAAGCUCCACCUCCUCCAAGUCGCGUUUCCCUCAACACCACAGUCUGAUCUAAUCCUUCGCCUGCCCAAGGACUUCGCCAGAGAAGGCUGGCUAUGGAAGACGGGGCCGAGGUCUUCAGACGCCCAUAGGCGACGCUGGUUUACUCUAGAUCAGAGGAAGCUUAUGUACCACGAUGAACCUCUGGAUGCUUAUCCGAAAGGAGAAAUAUUUAUUGGCCACGAAUCCAACGGCUACUGCAUCAAAGUGUCCAACACCGGCAACGGCUGCAAAGAGGCGCGCUUCUCCUUUCAACUGGUAACACCGGAGCGGACGUACUGCCUCGCGGCCAUCUCGCACGAGGAGCGCGCCGGCUGGCUCGUGGUGCUGCAGCAGGCCAUCAAACGGCCGCUGUCGCCGCAGGACUCCACUAUUGAGGCGACCCUCGUCCGCAAGCGCACCACAUCGAACUCCACAAUGAGCAUAUUCUCAGGAAGGUAGUCGCACUGUCCACUCUUAUGCUAUAGUCGUAAGAGGGACCGAUGCUGCACAUUUCCAAUCCAUAGGAUUAUUUCGUGUUCCGUUUGAACCUGGAACGUUUUUCAAUCUUUUCUAACUUUUAAAUGAAUAUUUUAGUGUAAGUUUGAUAACAAAAAUAUUUAUUUGAUUUUAUAGAAUUUAACAAUACAUUUCAAAAUCGUUAUUGUUUUGUAUUAGAUUGAAAUUGCCAAAUUAUACAUUUGACGUGUACUUUUAUUUAAAACAUUUGUAUAAUAAUAGACAAAUUAAUUAUAGCAGACUACGAAGUUGAGUAAUACAUAAAAGUGUCGAUUGAAAAACCAGAUGGCGCUGUACGGUGUUGUGUAUAUUUUGCGAUGACUAAGCCAGUUGUCAAACUUGACAAUUCAUUUACACAAAAAUAUGGCGUCUUGCAGUGACAUCUAGUAUUUCCGUCAAUAUUUUCGAUGUUAGUACUUCUCCACUUCUUUAGUCUAUUAUAAUUCAUCUUUACCUAUAUGACAUAAUUUAAUCAUAUAAUUCAGAUAGCUAUCGAUAUUUUGUCUUCGUUAUUAUGUUUUAAAAUCAUGUGUUUACAUAAGUUAAGAAUGUUUGCUCUUCGUAUUUAAUACAAUGAUGACUGAAUGUUAAAUUAUUAUCAUUUUAUUGUUUAACUCUCAUAUUAGUUUAUAUUAACGUGUUUGCGUACACUUAGAGAUUACUGGCUAUGCGCAAAAUAUAUAUGUUAUACUUAAGCUUUUUCGAAAUAACAAUACUUAAUCAAUAAUCUUGCAAUACUUGUAAAUUAUAAUAUUCGGUGGGGUUUAUAUUAAAUCAUAUUAAACUGUAAACUAAACAUAAUAUUUAUAUAAAUAACUGCUCUCUUCUUCAUGGUUAAAAGACAUUCUACAGGGAACUUGUAUAUUUAAUAACUUUAAAUAUACGUAGUAAUAAUGGGAGUAACACAAGUAAUUAUGAACGCAAAUGAUUUUCACUUGCAUUUGAGUAACAACUUUAGGUAUAGUCUUUAAAAAAAAUGGAAGUAACUCUAUAUUGGCGGUAAUCAUUAUAGCUAAUAUCAAAUAACUAAGAUUUGUUAGUGAUAUUCCUCAUCAUAACAAUAAUCAUCAUAUUUAUAAGAGUUAGACAAGUUUAACGUCGUGACCCCUACUUAUUUCAUGAACAGCGAUUUUUUUUUAAACCGAGCUUUAAUUUCAAUAUUAUAUGAGUAAUUUACUGUAAAAUCUAAAAUAUUAUCACAGUUUUAAUAAAGUAAAAUUAUAAUUGUUAGCGAAAUGGAGUGACACAUUAUUGACUCUACUGUGAAAAAACAUUGACGGUAAUCGUAAAAAAAUCAAAAAGGAAAUUUAAUAACACCUACGAAAUCCAAAACAGUUGAAAAAAUACAUAUAAAUAGGUACUAUAGGUGCACUUCAUCGUAACUUUUCAGUAGCCUAAAUUAUACAAACUAUAAUCAAUCCAAUAAUCCAGGAGUGCUUUAUAAAAUCGAAAACUGAUCGUAAUGAUUUUGUGCGAGUUUAUACAAUAUUUGUACUCUUAAAAGUGAAGGAAAGUGUAGGCAAUAUUUAUAUCAUUUGAAUACAAUCAAAUUGAUUAGGUACUUUAUUUAUGUAAUUAGCUCAAUUUUUGGCUCUUUUAAAACAAAUUUAUGAAUUAGUAAUAAUUGUUUAAGUUACUUCUUUCGUCGCGUAAGAUUUAGUACCUACUGCAAAACAGAGCAAUAAAAAUGUUUUAAAUAAAUUAACAAGCAAUGCUUGCAAAAUGUUUAGCUUUUAUAUGUGCUUGUCUAUAUGAUUUGUUAUAAUAGUGCUAGGUAGUGUGCAUUAUAAAGUUUGGUUAGCCAACACGAUUUUAUUAGAAAAAUACUCUAGUAAUUUCGAUAAAAUAUUGUUGGUACAGCUAUUAAAAAGUUAUUAGAGAAAGAUAGGUAGAAAUCGAUACAUAAUCGACAUUGUGUAGUUUAGCAAUACUCUUUUGUUGCGUCAAAAGUUCGUAUAAAGCGUUCUAAGUUAUGUAUAAAAUCAUCACAUUAUAAUAAGCAGAUUAAAAAUCAAAGCUAGGAGACUACCAAAAAUAAGGUAGAUUUAAUAUUUUUAUUAUAAACGGUAUACUAUGUAACACUGACGCAGGAGGAAUAGCUAGAAUAAGUAGCAUAGAGUGUAUGAAUAUGAUUCAUCUAGGUUUAGUUCGACUUAUGUAAAAAGAGCUCCGGAGUCCGGAUGCCAUGCAGCAUGAUGUACUGUUGGGAGCUCUUUUAAUCUUCGUCGUCUUGUGGAGUGGUGGCGUGUUGCGUGAUUGCAUUGUAAUUAGGAAAUUGUAAACUAGCACUUAUUACCGACAUUUAGAAGGCUAAAUGGUUUGUUUACAUGGUCAUUCAAAAAAAAUACUGAAACCCAACUCAAAACGUGGCAUGCUGUGACAAAGGUCAUCUAGUUGUCGGGCGGACGGGUACAAUGUGAUUUAACUGUUGACAUUUUUCUUCAAAUCGAGAAAGGUAUUACGAAUGAAUGUGGAGGGGUUACUUCCCUCCACAUUCAUUCGAAGGGAGAGGAAAACCAAGAAAAAGGUGAAUGUACUUUGUGAGAGAUGAUAAGAAACGAACGCGAGUGAAUGAUGAGAUGACGGGCGAGAGAGAGGUAUGGAAUAACCAAAUAAAUGGGAUAAGAACAAGUGAAUGAGGAUGAUGAUUAUUCUUCAAAUCAUAAGAAACUUCGAUGUCACGAAAAAAAAUCCACUUAGAGACCUAAAUAUUUGUGUAUUUUGCCAGGUUCUGUAAGUAACCCAACAAGUAAAAUGUGUUAAAAGCCGGUUUUGAAUAUAGACUGUAAAACUGAAAUAUUGGUCACUACCACUAGCUUAGUUUUGUAGCUAGCUAAGCUAAAGUAUAAGUUAUUUUAAUUGCUUUUUUUUCGCAUAGUAUUUUUCCGAAUCUCGUCACGAGUCAUGUAGACAGGCAUCGCAGUAACCACGUAUACCAAUUAGUUUAGAACUAAGCUAAUGUCCAAAACGUUAAUUUAGUAGGUGAACUAGUAAUCUAAUUACAUUUAAUCGCAAUAAUUUUCUACAUAUUUACGUAGCUACAGUUAAGGCGUAGCUUUACAAUUUAUUAUCAAACUAGCCAUUAGUUUUAGUAACAUAGUGAAAUUAAAUAGUUAAAAGCAUUUAGACAAUGAAUUGAACCACAAGAGCAAGUAAUGAUUCCUAUGUAAUGUACAAUUUUUUUUAGUGACAAAAGUAAGAAUUUCUAGCUUUUAUUGUCGAAAUAAACAUCCGUCUUAUCAAUAAACGCUUUGUGCAGAGGCAAGUAAAUAAUAACGAAUGAUAAUGUCUACACAAUAUAGACGGCGUGACAUUAGCCAGUUUUCAGUUUCAAUAAACAACAAAAUCGCCAGUUAACUAGUAAUAUAAUUUUACUGAUAUUUUUAUAUUAUUAAGUAUUCCUUUACCACUACGACGUUUGAGUGUGACUCCCUGUGAAAUAAUACAACCCCGUUUGUAUAUUGUAUACGGUAUACGCCAUCUACAUUCUAACUCGCCAAUGAACUGAUAAAAUUAGCAAUUAGAGUUUUUAUUUCAACGCCAUCUAUACGUGAAAGACAAAUACCACUUGGUACAGAGAUGACCAUCUCAUAAUUGACUCGUCUUUGGCGCAGUAUAUAAACAGUAUCCCUAUAACUCAUUGCCAUAGUUGUAAGUGGAACGACCGUAUGUGAUGUGGAUGUGUGAAAGCCCCAUUUAGACGGACAAAGAACUUGCAUUGCAAAGAACUGCAUGCGAUUUUCGUAUAUGGUGGUAUUUGGUCGAUCGACUGAAUUCAUUGUAGCGACCCGAUUCGAACUUUAAGAUACGUCAAUUAAUAGAUCUAGAAACGAUAUGGAUUAGGUAUGUCAGUGUCAAAUGUGACGUUUCUUCAAACGAAAACGUCAGUUGACAAAUCGUUUCUAGAUCUAUUCAUUGACAUAUCUCAAAGUUCGAAUCAGGCAGUAGGACUCAUGUUAUCUCAUGUAGUUAGCAACGUAUUGAAUUUUGCAUGCAAGUUCUUGAUUUGUUUUAUAUGGGCCUUAUGUCUUCAUUGUCGUUGCAUGCAUUACGCGAUUUUUAUAGUUAUGACGGGAACGAAAAAAAUUGUGUGAUUUGGCAGUAUAGGUCCGUCGAGUAUGUCCAUACAAAUUUUCUUGUCCCCGCCUGGCUAGUAAAAACUACGUUACUUGCAGCUUCGUUUAGACCAGCGGUCGGCAACAGGCGGCCCGUGAGCCUCCCUGGCUAUUUUGUUUUGUAUGUAAUAUUAACUUAACUUCGAUGUGGCCCUUGACUGGUAAAAGGUUGCCGACCGCUGGUUUAGACCGAACAUCAUAUCUAUUAUCGAUUUCAUUAGUUAUAAGUUUAGAAUUAUGUAUUUAAAAGAAAUUUUACCAAAACAUUGCCUCGCUUAAGUUUUACCUACAUUACGAAUUGUUGUAAAUAAUUUAAACAAUAUUGUCUUUUGUGCUCUGGCAUAAUAAUACAUUACAUUACUUAUAAAGUAUUUAUAAAUAAACUUUUCACCGGCUA
Messenger RNA from Cydia fagiglandana, 5916 nucleotides. RefSeq names its product arf-GAP with dual PH domain-containing protein 1-like. Gene Ontology annotation, cellular component: intracellular membrane-bounded organelle; cytoplasm; plasma membrane. The transcript is spliced from 8 exons. Gene Ontology annotation, biological process: positive regulation of GTPase activity. Gene Ontology annotation, molecular function: phosphatidylinositol-3,4,5-trisphosphate binding; phosphatidylinositol bisphosphate binding; GTPase activator activity. Lineage: Eukaryota; Metazoa; Arthropoda; Insecta; Lepidoptera; Tortricidae. Bases 91 to 1347 code for a protein of 418 amino acids. The record is from RefSeq and is a predicted model, not a curated record.